Molecule: messenger RNA, 420 nt
Organism: Macrobrachium nipponense
Lineage: Eukaryota; Metazoa; Arthropoda; Malacostraca; Decapoda; Palaemonidae
Product: basic proline-rich protein-like
Exons: 1
Coding region: 1-420 (139 amino acids)
Source: RefSeq, a predicted model, not a curated record
AUGGCAGACAUCGCCCGCCCAUUGCCUCGGCCCACCCGUCCUGGGACACAUGACGGAUAUCGUACGCCCAUCCCACCCAUCCCUGGACACGUGGCGGAGAUCGCCCACCAGUCCCGAGACCCGCGGCAGGACCGGCCUGCCUGUCCUGGGACACCUGGAGGACAUCGCCCGCCUGUACCCUCGGCCUGCCCAGCCCGUGACAGGUGGCAGACAUCGCCCACCUGUCCCUGGACACGCGGCGGGCCCGGCCCGCCCGUCCCGGGAAAUGUGGCGGACAUUGCCUGCCUGUCCUGGAACCCGCACAGGGCCAGCCCUCCCGUCCCUGGAAACAUGGCGAACAUCACCCGCCCAUCCCAGGAGUCACGUCGGGCCCAGCCCGCCCGUCCCGGGAAACCCAGCCCAAACAUCCACCUAGUCUAG